AUGUACUUUGAGAGGAAGGAGCUCGUCCAAUCUUUGGAUCUGCUCUGCUUCAUCCUCUUCGUCUACAUAUGGCUUCUCGACAAUUGCACCGUUCCGCUCAUCAUCAGGGCUGCACUGCAAGUACAAUUCUGCAAUCCGUCGCUGAUGCAUCCUACGUGGACUCUCCCCUUCUUUGUUGUCUUUCUCUGCUGCCUUAACCUCAUCUUCGCUCUCGCACAUCUAUGGGCUCCGCCGAGUACGACCAAUGCGGGAACCGCCAUCUUGAUCGACUUUGUCGGCCAUACUACUCUCCCCGGACGGCUUCACAUGCUCUUCAUCGAUGCUCUUGUCUGGUUCGUUCAGUUGGUGAUGACCGUUGUCGCGUUCGAAAUGGGGAAAGAUCAAGUGAAAGCGGACCAAGAGCCGAGCGUGCUGGAUGAUUCGACGAGCUUGUUGGAACAAGGUGACCUGGGCCAGGGCUGGGACGUACGCGAUGAAGAAGCAAAUCUAUUCGGUCUAGAUCAAGAUGACGAGAGCAAACGACGGCAUACGAGCCUGACGCAUCACAUUGCUGUUGUACGACUAGGUCCGAUUUACAACCAGAUCCUGUCACGCCAAUUUCUACCAGAAGAGCCUACUCAAGUUCCUGAUGCAGACGUUGAGGCAUCCCAGUCGUCCUUCUCACCCCCUACUCAACCGCACUCUGAAAGACCAGACACAACGCGCAUCCGACGCUUCUCAAGGCGAACUCGAAACGCCGCUCCACCCGCGUCUACUGCUGAAGAUCAGCCUUACAUGGGCUUGGGACCUGUAUCAGCCGAUAACUCUUGGCCGCCCAUGUGGCUGAUCCUCGCUCGCAAUACCAUUGGCGGCGAUCUCAGGGUUCCCUCGUUUCGCCCGAUGCAGAAUCUCACAUCAAUAAGAGACACUCUGUUCCGUCGAUUCGGUCGAGCGCAAAGUCAGACUCCUGAUCGCUCCCACUACAUACGCGUCAACCCAGAUGCACCUUCAGACACUUGA
Mycosarcoma maydis (corn smut) is the source of this 999-nucleotide messenger RNA. RefSeq lists its product as uncharacterized. Gene Ontology annotation, cellular component: Dsc E3 ubiquitin ligase complex. Gene Ontology annotation, biological process: SREBP signaling pathway. Bases 1 to 999 code for a protein of 332 amino acids. The transcript has a single exon. Lineage: Eukaryota; Fungi; Basidiomycota; Ustilaginomycetes; Ustilaginales. The record is from RefSeq and is a predicted model, not a curated record.